Anastrepha ludens (Mexican fruit fly) is the source of this 2024-nucleotide messenger RNA. RefSeq names its product probable nuclear hormone receptor HR3. The transcript is spliced from 9 exons. Lineage: Eukaryota; Metazoa; Arthropoda; Insecta; Diptera; Tephritidae. Gene Ontology annotation, molecular function: zinc ion binding; nuclear receptor activity; RNA polymerase II cis-regulatory region sequence-specific DNA binding. The record is from RefSeq and is a predicted model, not a curated record. The coding region runs from base 5 to 1456 and encodes 483 amino acids. Gene Ontology annotation, biological process: regulation of transcription by RNA polymerase II. Gene Ontology annotation, cellular component: nucleus.
UAUAAUGUAUACGCAACGUAUGUUUGACAUGUGGAGCAGUGUUACAUGCAAGCUGGAAGCACACGCAAACAAUUUAGGGCAAAGCAACGUACAAUCGCCGGGACACAACAACUCCAGUGGAUCAAUAAAAGCUCAAAUUGAAAUAAUUCCAUGCAAAGUCUGUGGUGACAAGUCAUCUGGCGUACACUAUGGCGUUAUAACUUGUGAAGGCUGUAAAGGUUUUUUUCGCCGAUCACAAAGUUCAGUGGUGAAUUAUCAAUGCCCUCGCAAUAAACAAUGUGUUGUCGACCGUGUUAAUCGUAAUCGGUGCCAAUACUGUAGACUGCAAAAGUGCCUAAAAUUGGGAAUGAGUCGUGAUGCUGUAAAAUUCGGUAGGAUGUCGAAGAAACAGCGUGAGAAAGUGGAAGAAGAGGUGAAGUUUCAUAAGGCGCAGCUGCAAGCACAUAGUGACGCGGCGCCGGAUAGUUCAGUUUUUGAUACGCAAACACCAUCGAGUAGCGAUCAACUGCAUCAUAAUUACAAUGGCUAUGGCUACUCAAGCAAUGAAGUGAGCUAUGGCAGUCCCUACGGCUACUCGACAUCGGUGACACCGCAACAGACGAUGGCCUACGAUAUAUCAGCGGAUUACGUCGACAGUACCACGUACGAGCCGCGUGGCACGAUAAUGGAUCCGGACUUCGUCAGUCAUGCUGAUGGCGACAUCAAUGAUGUUCUUAUAAAAACCUUAGCCGAGGCACAUGCAAACACAAGCACCAAACUCGAAGCCGUACACGAUAUGUUUCGGAAGUCUCAGGAUAUUUCGAGGAUACUUUACUACAAGAAUCUGGGUCAAGAGGAGCUGUGGCUAGACUGCGCUGAAAAGCUAACACAAAUGAUACAAAAUAUAAUCGAAUUUGCGAAACUGAUACCCGGAUUUAUGCGAUUAAGUCAGGAUGAUCAGAUUCUGCUACUGAAAACUGGAUCAUUCGAAUUGGCCAUCGUGCGUAUGUCACGAUUGCUCGAUCUCUCACAGAAUGCGGUACUUUAUGGUGACGUAAUGCUGCCGCAGGAAGCAUUCUACACAUCCGAUUCGGACGAGAUGCGUCUGGUAUCGCGAAUCUUUCAAACGGCUAAAUCGAUAGCUGAACUGAAACUGACUGAAACAGAGUUGGCGCUGUAUCAAAGUUUAGUGCUACUCUGGCCAGAGCGAAAUGGGGUGCGCGGUAAUACAGAAAUCCAGAGGCUUUUCAAUUUAAGCAUGAAUGCAAUAAGACAGGAGCUUGAAGCGAACCAUGCGCCCUUAAAGGGCGAUGUGACUGUUUUAGAUACAUUGUUAAACAAUAUACCGAAUUUCCGCGAUAUCUCCAUUAUGCACAUGGAAGCACUGAGCAAAUUCAAGCAACAACAUCCGAAUGUCGUCUUUCCGGCGUUAUACAAAGAACUGUUUUCAAUAGAUUCGCCGCAGGAUCUCACAUAACAUCAAGAAAAUUAUGUGGAGACUACCAACGCAAUCGAUGCGCCGGACACGUUGGAUGCGUUGACGUAGAAAAGAAACAGAGCUACUAGAUACGGAGAUGGAGCACGAGAGCGAGAGCGAGGACGAGGGCGAAAUGGCAAGUAACGCAUUCAAUGCAUGCAACUGGUUGCUGCUUCAAUAACUUUUUGUUGUGCAUGCGCGUGCGCGCGAUUAAUAGCUGUGUCAAAACAACAACAACAACAACUAUACAUUUAACCAACCAACAGCAACAUGAGCAAUACCCCCAAACAACAACAAUGUAUGUACAUGCAGAAGAUCCUAGAGCAGCCAGUCAAAUAACCAGGAAGCGUCCGAAGUUUUUUUUUCGGGAUUUAUAUAGAGAAACAGCAAACCAUUUAUUCUCAUUUCAUUCACUGCUAUGGAAAAAUACAGAAGCAAAAACAAAAAAACAACAAAACAAAAAAGUGCUAGACAUGCAGAAAAAUAGUAAAUCAUAAAUUAAUUUCAAGCCACAUAAAAGAGAAUAACAAAAAAAAAAAACACAAACGAAAACAAAAACAAAAAAUAA